CUUAAUUCAGAAAAGUGCUUCAAGCGCCACCUAAAAAUAUUGUCACGUGUAGGUGUAUUUAAUCAAGUCAAGUCAAGCGCCACUUUUGGUUAUGUGCUACGCUGUUUUGGACGCACGUGUAUAUCAUUAACUUGAUUGAAUUUGACAAGUUAUUCAUUCAAUAACCAAUGUCGUCAAAGAAGAAGCCACUUAGCAUUGCUGAGAAAAUAAGUGAUUUGAUUACUUCUGUACCAAAAAGUUUUGAAUCUGACGAUGAGGCGGAGGAAACUAAAGCAAAAGUUGUCGAUUUCAACGACGAAAUCGAUGACGACGAUUUUGAUUCUGGCUUCAAUAAAUGCAGCAUUCGAAAGCGAAACGUGAAUUUAUUGGAAGAAUUCGACAGAAGGUACAAAGGCAAAAAAGUGUCAAAAAAGGAUAUUUUCAAUGAAGGUUUCAGCUCUGACGGAAGUGUUGAAAGUGAUCAAGGUAGUGAUGAAGCUGAUGAUGGAUCUUCAAAAGAAUUAAACAAACAAACUUUUAAUGCAGCUAGCGAUGAAGAGAAUGCAGCUUCAGACGACAAAGGACAAUCAGAUGAAGAGAAUGGUAUUAGAUCACAGGAGAGUAAUGAUGAUAGCGAAGACUUUUCUGACGAAGAAGAUGAAUUUGGUGACAGUAUUGAUCUGUCAAAUCCAUUGAGAAGAGCUCGUGAAACUGAUGAUACAAUCAAAACUGUAUCAGCUACAAAUGUAAGAGCAGAAAUUGAAAAGGGUAACUGCAUUAGAGAAGAGUUGAAGAUGUGGGAAAAUUUGUUGGAAAUGAGAAUCAAGUUGCAAAAAUGUUUGGCGAAUAGUAAUAGAAUGCCACAGUUUGAUAGUUACAAAGAUUAUGAUUGUAAUGAUCAAUUCAAAACAAAUUGUAACUCUGUAAAAAAAGAACUUGGCAAACUCCUUGGUAACUUGUUAGAUUUACAAAGCAAACUGCUGAUGAGAUAUCCUGAAACAGAAGGUAUUUUAUCAAAAGGACAGAAAAGGAAAGCUAAUGCAGAUGGAGAUAAUGAUUCAGAUGAAGAAGAUGAUUUAAUGGACGAAGAGAUUCCUUCGGACACAGAGGAUGAAAUGAACGAGGAAGAUGUAGGCAAAGAAGAAGAGGGUAGUGAAGAGGAAGAGACAAAUAAGAAAGGAAAAUCAAAGCAAGCGAGGAAAAAGUUUAAACUAUCGGAGUUUGAACAAGUGAUAUCUAAAAAUCACAAAGCUUACUCAGAAUACAGAAAUGCUGUUAUACAAAAGUGGAACGACAAGACAAGGAUAGGUUCAGGUGUUAUAAAGAAAGGUCUUGUAAAUCAACCAGUGAUCAAACAAAUAGAAUUCGCGUUAGCGAAUACAGAUAAAUUGAUGAAAAAAACACAGUUAAAACGGUCAGAGUACGAUGUUGUCGGUAAAACAUCAACCUCUUUAGAAGAGAGUGAUGGACGUCGAACGCAAGAGUACGAUACGGAAAUUUAUGACGACGACGAUUUUUACCAUCAACUGCUACGAGAGCUGAUCGAGUACAAGUCAGCUGACACAAUAGAUCCGAUAGCUCUGAGCAAACAAUGGGUACAGCUGCAGAAUAUGAGAAGCAAAAUGAAAAGAAAGAUCGAUACCAGAGCGACGAAAGGCCGUAGAAUACGUUACAAUGUGCACCAAAAACUCGUUAAUUUCAUGGCGCCAAUUACAGUUAACGAUACGUGGACUGAUCGAGCGAAGGACGAACUGUACAGCUCGUUGUUUGGUAAAAUUAAACCAGUAAGUCAAGAGGCGAAGCCGACGUAAUUUAAUCAACUGUUUGUACGAAUGAUUUCUUUUGUCUUUUGUUACAAAUGCGAUAUGACUUUUUGUUAUUGAACUUUCACGAAGUUCAUAUAUUUAUUAGUGAUUCGAUGUGUAAAUAUAUAUAUUUAAGUAGAAAUAUUAAUAAAAUUUUAAACUGUUUUAUUGUAUGUUAUUUUUACUGAAGAAAUAUGACUUUCGAUAAUUUCUAAUUUAUACAAUAAAUUGAAUAAAGUUUUCUUCUAACAAAGUCUAAUUUCAAUUGAUUAUUUUCUUGCCACACGUUAAUCGAAUCCAAGUUGACAUUGGCUGGCGCUUGACAAAUGAGUUUUCACGUUGCAGCUAUUGUCUCCAGAGCCAUUAGGCAUUGGGCAGUGCACGGAGAUAACUGUGCUCUUGAAAUCGAUGAUGUCGCGCAGAUCAUAGAAAUAUAUAAUGACCCGAGGUCAGCCGGUUAACUUUAAGUGGUUGACGCGAGACGGACGAAUGACAGCUAGCUCUCGCGAUACAUGGAAUGACGUAUCGAUUGGCGCAACUCUUUACUUUCGCGCGGUAUGAUGUAACUCGAGCGAGCGAGCUGCGAUUCCUCUGUAUUGAUAGCAAGCUUUCGAUUAUUCUGUUUUUUUCGUUGUCACCGUCGAUGCAUAUUGGGGGAGCAAGAGAACGUCGGGUUGCUCGAUUAAGUCUGUAGCGCUACACGCGCGUGGAUGCUUUUUCGAUACAGACGAGGAAAAAAAGCAAACGUUUACAAAUACGAGUUUGGUCCGUCUGACCUUUACGUUUUUUACUACUUACAAAUCGCAGCUUUUUUUUCUUCGGUACAAUCUCGUUUUCAAGUUACAGUUUUUUAAUUUUUGAUUUAUUUUUACUGGUGAUAUCCGAGCCCCACGUAGCGAACCGCGCUAAAUGAGGCACAACGACGUGCGCCCGUAUUAAUUACGCGUGUGGUAUUUAGAGCGUGAAAGCAUUUUUGCCGAACUCGUGCAUUGUGUUUUGUGUUUUUGUUUGAUAAAACAAUCGACUUUCGAUUAAAAUAAGUGAAACCGAAGUACGAGCGUCUCGAGAGACGCCAUUUGCCUCCGCUGCACUGGAGCUGUCAAACUGAUUUAACAAUCAAAUCGCAAUAAUAACGUAUUAAUCAGGAAUAGCGAAGUACGAAGCGUAUCAAUAGAUAGAUAUUACUCGUACUCUUCCACGGGAAUUUUUGUCCGAUCGCGUUUCGUCUGCAUAAACGAGAUAUGCGUCAUUUGGUUUGGGAGUUUCAUUCGUUACGAGGAUAAACCUCCAGUGCACAUGGGAUUUUUGCCUCCUGGUCCGCUGACGUCCAGACAAGUCGCAUUAUCAACUUUCAUUUGUUUUUUUUGUCUUGCACUGUUGGCGCGUGAUUAUUCUUAAUGAUGUAACAGGGUCUUUUUUUUGGCCGAUUUUUUGUCCGUCUGGAGCUAUUUCGGAUCCGAUUGUAACCAGCUUCAUCAAAAAUUCUUAUCGAACGUGCAAUUACAUCGUCGGCUUCGACAUUUGUUCGCACUCACCGAUAGGAUACCGCGAAGCUCUCGCUGAAAAAGCGAACGAUUAUAGCGCCUGCAGCUUUUGCAGAGCUAAGAGCUCGUGUCAUUUCCAUGAAACGUACUUAGAAUUGGAAUUGUCGGCACGGCAACUGAUUGCAUUGAGAGAUGAUUGCAACGAAGCACACCUCUCCGCGCGACGCUGAUACCGCCUGUCUCGAUGGUACUUCCCGGAGCACAAAUUGGGGUCCUGUCGCGCACGGACAAAGCACUGAAAUCGCUGAAAUAUUCGUUUGCCGAGGAUCAUCGGCGACGAUUAUCUUCGCGGGAAAAAGGUCGAGUUGGACGUUGCAGGCGCGCGCAAUUUAGCGCGAGAACAAUACAGAGAUGUGUUCCCGCGGUAGCCAAUGUAAUAGUCGUUUCAGGCAAUUUUCGCGCGUACAACUGCGAGAUUCAAUUUUUCCAAUGGAUUAAUCAUCGACGCAGCGUCGGAGACCCCGGA
Phymastichus coffea is the source of this 3794-nucleotide messenger RNA. RefSeq names its product protein AATF (gene Aatf). Gene Ontology annotation, biological process: regulation of transcription by RNA polymerase II. NCBI's taxonomy places the organism in Eukaryota, Metazoa, Arthropoda, Insecta, Hymenoptera, Eulophidae. Bases 168 to 1790 code for a protein of 540 amino acids. The transcript is spliced from 2 exons. Gene Ontology annotation, cellular component: nucleolus; nucleus. The record is from RefSeq and is a predicted model, not a curated record.